Messenger RNA from Cynara cardunculus var. scolymus (artichoke), 1430 nucleotides. RefSeq names its product delta(12) fatty acid desaturase DES8.11-like. Bases 69 to 1205 code for a protein of 378 amino acids. NCBI's taxonomy places the organism in Eukaryota, Viridiplantae, Streptophyta, Magnoliopsida, Asterales, Asteraceae. Gene Ontology annotation, biological process: lipid metabolic process. Gene Ontology annotation, molecular function: oxidoreductase activity, acting on paired donors, with oxidation of a pair of donors resulting in the reduction of molecular oxygen to two molecules of water. The record is from RefSeq and is a predicted model, not a curated record. The transcript has 2 exons.
GAAUCACCAGCAGAAGAGAACUCCAACCAAGAACUUCUCUCCUCUGAGGUUAAUCAGAUAUCAGCAGCAUGGGUGCAGGCGGUCGGAUGUUGGAUUCAUCUGAAGGCAAAGAUAUUCUCAAUCGUGUUCCUGUCGAUCCUCCCUUCACCUUAAGUGAUCUAAAGAAAGCAAUCCCGGCUCAUUGCUUCGAACGAUCUCUCAUCCGUUCAUCUUACUAUGUUGUUCAUGAUCUCAUUGUUGCCUACGUCUUUUACUUCCUUGCCAACACAUAUAUUCCUCUUCUUCCUACUCCUCUAGCUUUCCUAGCCUGGCCCAUUUACUGGUUUUGCCAAGCUAGCAUCUGCACUGGCUURUGGGUCAUCGGUCAYGAAUGUGGUCACCAUGCCUUCAGUGAGCAGCAGUGGAUUGGUGACAUUGUUGGAUUCAUCCUCCAUUCUGCUCUCUUUACCCCUUAUUUCUCUUGGAAAUACAGCCAUCGAAAUCACCAUGCCAACACAAAUUCGCUCGAUAAUGAUGARGUUUACAUUCCUAAACGUAAGUCCAAGGUCAGGAAUUAUUCAAAACUUCUCAACAACCCACCUGGUCGAGUCUUCACCUUGGUGUUUAGGUUGACCCUAGGAUUUCCUUUAUACCUCUUGACUAAUAUUUCUGGCAAGAAAUAUGGAAGGUUUGCCAACCACUUUGAUCCAAUGAGUCCUAUUUUCACUGAGCGUGAACGAAUUCAGGUUCUGAUAUCUGAUCUUGGUCUUCUUGCCGUUUUUUACGCAAUCAAGCUUGCUGUAGCAGCAAAAGGAGCUGCUUGGGUAAUUUGCAUGUAUGGAAUUCCGGUGGUAGGCGUACAUGUUUUCUUCGUUUUGAUCACUUAUCUGCAUCACACCCAUCUCUCUUUGCCUCAUUACGAUUCAACUGAAUGGAACUGGAUCAGAGGAGCCUUAUCGACAAUCGACAGGGACUUUGGAUUCCUAAACAGGGUUUUUCAUGACGUUACACACACUCACGURUUGCAUCAUUUGAUCUCAUACAUUCCACAUUAUCAUGCYAAGGAGGCAAGRGAUGCAAUCAAGCCUGUUUUGGGCGARUAUUAUAAGAUCGACAGGACUCCAAUUUUCAAAGCAAUGUGGAGGGAGGCCAAAGAAUGCAUCUACAUUGAACCGGAUCAAGAUAGCGAGCACAAGGGUACAUACUGGUACCAUAAAGUACUGUGAGCAGUGGAUGCGAUGCAACUAAUUGUUUGCUUAAACUGUUCAACUUUGUUUUGGUGUAAUAAAUUAUCCCGAUGGAGUUUACGGGUUGUACUUGUCUCGACGUAUAUAUUGCUAUCAGGUGGCAUGCAUGUAUGAAUUUGCUUCCAUAUAUAUGUAAUCUUCUAGGAGUAUUCAUAUCCCUCCAAAGUUAAUGUAUUAUAUGCAAUUACGAUAAGUGGUACCAAA